Oryza sativa Japonica Group (Japanese rice) is the source of this 1879-nucleotide messenger RNA. NCBI's taxonomy places the organism in Eukaryota, Viridiplantae, Streptophyta, Magnoliopsida, Poales, Poaceae. The record is from RefSeq and is a predicted model, not a curated record.
AACCCUUGUGUCGCCUUCCCUCCCCGGCAAACCCCUCCCGCCGACCCCCUCGUCUCGCAAGUCUCGCAAUCCACCUAACCUAACCUAGGGUUUGGAUUUCCUCUCGCCUCCGCCGCUCCCGAAUUCCCCACCGCGCCACCGCCUCGGCCCCAUCACCUCGUCGCCGGCCGGCUUCAACGCCACGAUCCACCUCCCCUGCUCCCGGAUCCCCCGCCGUCACGCCCGGGGUCUCUCCUCCUGAUUCGGCACCACGAUCCACCUCCGGGAUUGCCGCCGCGCCACCUCCUCCGGCUCCAUCAGCUCGUCACGACCGGCGUCUCUCCCUCCUGCUUGCUUCGACGACGCCACGAUCCGCAUCCCCAUCCGCGAUCGCCGCCUCCUGGACCCGGGUCUUCACCGCCUCUCGACUUCGUCUCCCAGUACGCAUAUGCAGCUGCCAUGCCGACUGCUACAGGUGGGGAAGCGCCGGCUUCGGCGCAGGAGUGCACUUCCGUGGGUUUGGGGGCUAGAUUGGUCCGCCUUGAUGGCAACGCCAUUACCACAGUGGCCGACCUUCAGUUGUCCGGUCCAAUUCCUUCUCCACCUCCCCAAGACAUUGAUACAGCCACCAUCAUCUAUGGAGAGGAUAUCAGGCCGGGUACCUACCUGGUUAUUCAUGCAGGAGUUGAUAUCCUUGACAUUGCCAGACUCACUUUCCUUGAGGAACUACCGGUGGCUGCCAGGAAAGGGUAUCCCACGGAAGCGGAAGAGGAGAAGGACGCCAAAGCUGUGGCACUGGCAGGCAGGAAGGGGACUCCCACUGAAAUGGGAGAGGAGGAGAAAGGGGUGGUGGCAACGCCCCAUCAAGAGAAAAACAUGGAGAAACUGGAAGAAAAGAAUAAAGAAGCUGAGAGGUUGGGAAUGGAGGAAAGAGAGGAAGAAGAGGGGAACGAAAGAUUGCGGGAGGAAAAACCAUGGCACAACCAACUGUGGGGCGAAACAGUGCGGGAAGAAAAGAAUUGGCACAAUCAAUUGUGGGGUGAAUCAGUUGAGGAGGAAGACCAUUGGCACAAUCAAUUGUGGGGCAAAACAGUGCGGGAAGGAAAGCAUUGGCACAAUCAAUUGUGGGGCAAAUCACUGCAGGAGGAAGAGCAUUGGCACAGUCAAUUGCGGGGCAAAUCACUGCGGGAGGAAGAGCAUUGGCACAGUCAAUUGCGGGGCUGAUCACUGCAGGAGGAAGAGCAUUGGCACAGUCAAUUGCGGGGCAGAUCACUGCGGGAGGAAGAGCAUUGGCACAGUCAAUUGCGGGGCAAAUCACUGCGGGAGGAAGAGCAUUGGCACAGUCAAUUGCGGGGCUGAUCACUGCAGGAGGAAGAGCAUUGGCACAGUCAAUUGCGGGGCAGAUCACUGCGGGAGGAAGAGCAUUGGCACAGUCAAUUGCGGGGCAAAUCACUGCGGGAGGAAGAGCAUUGGCACAAUCAAUUGUGGGGUGAAAGAUUGCCAAAGAAAAAACAUUGCCACCACCAAUUGUCUUUGAGACUGUGGCCUGGAUUUUCUCGUGCGGUUCUUGUUUUACACUGUUAAGUUUACCCCCUAUAAGUUUUUCUUAAGGAAAGCUGUAGAAGUUUCUGCCGUUAAUAUAUUAGGAAGAAGAUAGCAAAGGGACCAGGCAGUUAGAAAAACAAUUAAGUUCUUGUUUCUUGUCUGAGAAGAUACUGCAAUACAUGUAGGUGUGUGUAGGAGUUGGAUGUAGGUCUUUCUUCUUUGGGUGCUUUUGCUUUGAGGUGAAAGGACUUAAGAGUUUUCAUCUGUAUGCUUAAUCCAGGUUAUCCUAGAACGUUGCCCAAUUGUUAUCUUAUUGAGGACGGUUAGUGUCCAAACACUUUUGAUUUUUUUUAAA